AUGCCAAACUUUGUAGCUCCAGAAAUCAAAAAAUUUGUGACUUGGGACUACGUUGUUUUUGCAGCAUUAUUUUUAGUCUCUGCCAGCAUUGGAGUCUUUUUUGCAGUUAAAGAGAGGAAAAAAAAAACUUCAAAGGAAUUUUUGGUGGGCGGUAAGCAGAUGACAUGUGGACCCAUAGCUUUUUCUCUUACAUCAAGUUUCAUGUCAGCAGUGACAGUCCUGGGGACACCCUCUGAAGUUUAUCGCUAUGGGGCAUCCUUUGUGCUCUUCUUUCUUUCAUAUACACUUGUCAUAAUUUUUACUUCUGAACUUUUCCUACCUGUUUUUUAUAGAUCUGGCAUCACAAGCACUUACGAGUAUUUGGAGUUAAGAUUUAACAAGAUUGUCCGUCUUGCUGCAACACUGAUUUACAUCCUACAGACGAUCCUUUACACAGGAAUUGUGGUCUAUGCUCCAUCAUUGGCACUCAACCAGGUCACUGGAUUUGAUCUCUGGGGCUCUGUAGCUGCAACAGGAAUUGUCUGCACUUUCUAUUGCACUCUGGGAGGAUUAAAAGCUGUUGUCUGGACAGAUGCAUUUCAAAUGGUUGUUAUGGUGGCUGGCUUCGUGGCAGUUUUGAUUCGAGGAACUAAUCUGAAUGGUGGAGCAACCAAAGUCUGGGAAGAUGCCCAUGAAGGAUCUCGGCUAAACAUAUUUGACUUUGAUGUUGAUCCUUUGAGACGACAUACCUUCUGGACAAUAGUUAUUGGGGGAACAUUUACAUGGCUAGGGCUCUAUGGCGUCAAUCAGUCCACAAUACAGAGAUGCAUUUCCUGCAAAUCAGAAAGGCAUGCUAAAAUGGCGCUUUACUUGAAUUUAUUGGGACUCUGGACAGUCCUAGUAUGUGCAGUAUUUUGUGGAUUGGUGAUGUACUCUCAUUACAAGAGCUGUGACCCUUGGACUGCUGCUUUCAUUUCAGCUCCUGAUCAGGUCAUGCCAUACUUUGUUAUGGACAUCUUUUCUUUGAUGCCAGGAGUCCCAGGACUGUUUGUUGCCUGUGCAUUCAGUGGAACAUUAAGCACAGUAGCUGCCAGCAUCAAUGCUUUAGCAACCGUUACCUUUGAAGACCUGGUAAAGAAAGGUUUCCCAAAUGUCUCCGAGAAGAUGAGCACAUGGAUCAGCAAAGGCUUGUGUGUACUAUACGGUGUCGUGUGCACUUCCAUGGCUGCAGCAGCAUCACUGCUGGGAGGAGUCGUGCAGGCUUCCCUUUCCAUCCACGGGAUGUGUGGGGGGCCCAUGCUGGGAUUAUUUACUCUGGGAAUUGUGUUUCCCUGUGCUAACUGGAAGGGUGCUCUCGGAGGCCUCUUAGCUGGGAUCAGCUUGGCUUUUUGGGCUGGUAUUGGCUCUUUCAUCUACCCGGCACCAGCAACAAAGUCCAUCCCUCUGCAGCUGUCUACCCUCAACUGCACCCUGGCUAACAGCACCGAGGCACUGAUAACAGCAGCUCCCACACUGGCUCCAGAGAGGCCUCUGCUGGCAGACACCUGGUACUCCCUGUCCUACCUGUACUUCAGUGCCAUCGGCUGCGUGGGCUGUGCCAUCACCGGGCUGUUGAUAAGCUUUAUAACAGGACCUAGUAAAGGAGAAGACAUCCCACCAGUGUUAAUUAAACCAGUCUGCAACUUGUUUUGCUUUUGGUCCAAAAGACUCAAAGUAUUCCUCUGGUGUGGUGUGCGGCACGAUAGCCUGGAGAUGGACUUUGAGAAAAAACUUCCGGAAGCUGCUGCAAAUAAAACCAGAACAGAUAAGACCUUCAGGAAUAAUACCAACAAAGAAAAUAACCACCAGAUCCGUGGUUACAAUUCUGAAGAAAAUUCAUAUACAAAUAUAAGCAGAGAAUCUCACCUCUAG
Messenger RNA from Taeniopygia guttata (zebra finch), 1890 nucleotides. RefSeq names its product solute carrier family 5 member 12 (gene SLC5A12). Gene Ontology annotation, cellular component: extracellular exosome; membrane. Gene Ontology annotation, biological process: transmembrane transport; sodium ion transport. The record is from RefSeq and is a predicted model, not a curated record. Gene Ontology annotation, molecular function: symporter activity; lactate transmembrane transporter activity. NCBI's taxonomy places the organism in Eukaryota, Metazoa, Chordata, Aves, Passeriformes, Estrildidae.